AUAGCAGGAUCUCCUACAACCCAGCACUCAUUUGAUUCAGCAGCAGCUACUCACUCACCACCGCAGCCGCUGCUUGCUCCUCUUGCAUCCCCCGAGAUCAUUCACCUGUACGUCUGUCCCUCUCUCUCUUUCUCAAUCGGUCAUCUCCUUGUUGUGGAGACUUUAGUUCCCUUAGCUCGAGGCAAAUCCUUGCCCGCCUUUCAGCGCGAGCUUCAGAUCGAGGGCUCUUGCUGACAGCUAUCAGGGAGGAUUCCUGAGACCAACUCUUGGGAGGUGACAGUCGAUUGAUUGUUCGUACGAAAUACGAAAUUCAUCUGAAGCAGUCAGAUCGUGAGAAUGGGCUGCAUAAAGAGCAAGCAGGAAAAGGAGCCGUUGAGCACCACCGGCGAAGCAGCUCCCGCUGCAGAUGCACCUGCUGCAGCUCCUGCAGCUGAGGAGAAGGUGGAGGCCGCUCCUGCAGAAGCCGCCCCUCCUGCAGCAGCCGCUGCGACAUGAGGUGGAGCAGAUUGAGAAGGAGAAGGAGAAGGAAGGCAGGAGGUGAACAGUAUUACAAAAAAGGAAAAAACUCGGCACCUCCGUCUCCUCUUUACUACUUCUGAUACUCACGCUAAGGACAUGGAAGGAUGAAAGGAGCAGACUUUCUCCAACAGCUGUCUCAUCACAUCGAAUUAGUUGCGAUCGAUCAUGGCGUGGGAUUUUUCUCGAGCCUUUGCUCAAACUGGAUACUCUCACGCUCUUUUUUAUUCCUUCACGUUCAUUCUUUUGCUACUUUUGUAAUACAUGUUGGGAGAAUCCUCAUUUAGGUAGCUUUUUUAUAGCUAGCCAGCUUUGAUCGAUCAUGGCAUGUGAUUUAUUUCUGCAAGCAAGGAUUUUUUAGGAGUACUGCAUGGAACUACAAGGAGAGCAGACAAAUUGGCCGGACGAAUCUGCAGAUGCUGAUGUGAGCCAGACGAGCACAACCCUUCAAACGCGUGCUCACACCAUACUCCUUCAAGCAAGACCGAAUCGAGAGAUAAUCUACGGAGAAGAGCCAGUUCUAGUCGACAUGCAGAUAUACAUAACUGAUUCAUUGAUCUUUGUAAUAUUGUGCAUCCAUUGUACUUUGACUAUUGUUUUCAAUUCACAUACAGCUACUGCUGUCCAUAUUGGUUGUUGAAUAAAUCGAUCAUUCAGAUCUCUUAGUUCUAC
Marchantia polymorpha subsp. ruderalis is the source of this 1188-nucleotide messenger RNA. The record is from the annotation of a GenBank genome assembly. NCBI's taxonomy places the organism in Eukaryota, Viridiplantae, Streptophyta, Marchantiopsida, Marchantiales, Marchantiaceae.